AUAUUUUUUUGGUAGAAUUUUUUCUAUUCAUUUCAUGGUUAACCUAGCAAAAUCUGCAGCGGCCACUGUAAUUCACGCCGCCGGUUCAUCCUCCUUCAAGCAGCACUCCGCUGGUUCAUCCUCCUUCAUAUUCUGAUUUUUCUUUUCUUCUUCACCAUCCCUCCUCCUUCUCUGUCCAAGUUCCUUUUUCCCAAAAACCUCAUUCUAGCCGGCGCUCCCCUCUGUACCGCCGCCAUUAACGCGAUUACUACCUAGGCAUACAUUCAGUCACCAUCCAAUUGAAUUGUAGGUUGUUUCCUCAGUCAUGGCUGCUUUGAUUUCCAAAAGGCUACUACGUUCUUAUGGCUCAUUGCAUUCGCUACGACGCUGUUUUGAUUCACCUAAUGCUGGGUUUGAUUCUUUACAUAAACCAACCGCAGACAUAUGCAGCAGUUUAUGUGGAGAAAGGGCGAUUUCUGCACAACGUCUCUUGACUGGAUCAAUGAUGCAAAGGUUUUGUACUUCUAGUUUCACUACUGGACACGAUGAAGAUGCAUUUCCAUCUGACUUAUUGUCCAAAAAGCCUCUUGCAAAAUCUGAGCGCGAUGUAGGGCUUUGUCAAGAUCUUUUAAUUCCAGUCACCAACUUUCGUAAUGAAGACAAGGGCUAUAUGGUUUUAGCUGGAGAUGUUUUUGAUUUGCCUAUUCGGAAAGAUAUUGUUCAUCGUGUUGUUUUGUGGCAGCGUGCAAAACGUCAACAGGGAACUCACUCAACAAAAACUAUUAGUGAAGUAAGCGGGACUGGGAGAAAGCCUUGGAACCAAAAGGGGACUGGUCGAGCAAGGCAUGGGUCAUUGCGCGGGCCUCAGUUCAGGGGUGGUGCUAUAAUGCAUGGUCCUAAGCCCCGAAGUCAUGCUUUCAAACUCAAUAAGAAGGUUCGGCGACUGGGACUAAAGAUUGCUCUGUCAAAUCGGGCAGCAGAAGGAAAGCUUAUUGUGCUUGAGGAUCUGGAGGUUCCCACACAUAAAACCAAAAACUUUUUGAAUUAUUUCAAUCAACUGGAGGACACCAAGAAACUUCUGAUCGUAGAUGGUGGCCCCAUAAAUGAAAAGCUAAAGUUAGCUACACAAAAUCUGCAUUAUGUUAAUUUACUUCCAUCCAUUGGCUUAAAUGUCUACAGUAUUUUGUUGCACGACACUUUGGUGAUGUCGAAAGAUGCUGUGAACAGAAUUGUUGAGCGAAUGCACACUCCAAUCUCCACUAAAUCCAAACCCCCAAUAAAUGGUUGAGGCAGUAACUAUUUCUGUACUUCAUUUACUCGGAAUGCGAAUAUUUUGCAUGAGGUUUCUUAUAAAAUCAUACUCUACCAGAAAAGCAAGUUGUAAUUGUUAUGCUGUUCAAGAUUAGAACUUGGGAAUUGGAUGGUGGAAUUUAAGUGCUCAAAUGGUUAGGUUUUUUAUGGUUUCCAAUGGUAUCUCAAUGUUAGCAAAUGCACAUGGUCUGUUUAACUCCAUGAAUAUAACCAAUUCUAGGAGAAGGAGGAGCAAAUAUGAUUUAGUUGCUUUUAUUUAUUGUAGCAUAAGAUAUGCAAGCAUUUGAAUGUCAACCUUUUAAUAAUUUUAUGUCGUGUUUCAGAUUGGAAA
Lathyrus oleraceus (garden pea) is the source of this 1621-nucleotide messenger RNA. RefSeq lists its product as uncharacterized. Gene Ontology annotation, molecular function: structural constituent of ribosome. NCBI's taxonomy places the organism in Eukaryota, Viridiplantae, Streptophyta, Magnoliopsida, Fabales, Fabaceae. The transcript is spliced from 8 exons. Gene Ontology annotation, cellular component: ribosome. Gene Ontology annotation, biological process: translation. The coding region runs from base 305 to 1267 and encodes 320 amino acids. The record is from RefSeq and is a predicted model, not a curated record.